AUUUUUAAAUGCCUCACAACCGGCCAAUGCGUCAAAAUGGCGUCAAGUCAUGACUUGAAAGAAGGUUACGUUAGUGUUUCUUUUUCACAUAUGUAUAAUUUAUUAUCUUUCGCACUCUCUCUUGAUUUAUAAAAAUAAUAACGUAUAGUUUUUAAGGUUGAAAAAUCUUCCCCUUUCCUUAUUAACCCUGUAACUGUCAAGUGCAUUUUUCUGUUGGUUCAAGUCAUUUUCAUUUUUAUUAUUUUAAAUUUUCAUUUAUUUUAAUUAUUAAUAAUUAAUUAAUACUGAUUAAGAGUAUAUUAUUUUCAAUAUGAGAUUGAGACAUAACUAUAACAUGAUUUCGUCCUGCGAAACCUACACUACACCAUCGUCACAUUGUCAUUGUGACAGACGGAUGCCAGAAUAAAAAGGAAAUAAAAGUUGGGUUCAAUGCAGAAUUUGGAAUAUUUUAUUGAAAGUAAAAUUUUACUCACUCUGUAGUAAAGGCCCAAGAAACAAAUACAAAUUAUUAGUUACUAAGACUCAAGAGAAGUCUAAGCUUAAAUUUUCAAUUUCUGACUCUUACUCUUAUGUCAACUUAUGUCGUCAUCCCGACUGGUGCUAAUGCUGUAAUUACUAGCACAUGGAACAUCUCAGAAAAAAUUUCUUCCAUUUUAAUCUGUUUGAAAUAAUUCCAAUAAAGAAAUUCCAUGUCCAUGUUAAUGUUGAUUUAGCAACCUCUCUAGCAUCAAACAUAAUGACAGUAACAAAAAUUGAGAACAUUUCACACCUGAUUAAUCACAAAACAAGCUCUGAUAAAAAAGCAUGUUAACACAAGCAUGUUAACACACAGAUAGAAACGGAAAUAGGAAGCAAACUCUUUUAUAUAGUGUGAUUUCCUUAACCAAUAUAUAUUAUAUAUACAUAAAUGAUGAUUUUGCUAGCGGCUCUGACACUGCAGAAAGGUGUAUAAUGGUUGUAAUCUGCCGCUAUGACAGUUAUUGGGUGAAGUAGGCUAUUAACAUGAAGGUUUUAGUGGUUUGGUAGUAAUAUUACAAUUAUUGUUAGUUUAGUUUAAAAUUCAUUACCACUUAGGCCUAUUUAUCAAACUAUUGGUUAUUAUAGGUCUAAUGAAUAGGCCUACUACCAGAUAUUUAUAAUUUAAACUGUACGCCUAGUUUUUGAACUGCUUGUUGCUACAUCUGACUUAAAUUUAAUGUUUCAUUAGUUUUAAAAGAAACACUGGAAAGUCGAGGUGCUCUUGGAGAAAUAAAGGCAAGAAUAAGAGCUCAAGUUUUUUCUGCUUUAGAUGACCAGUCAGAGAUGAAACCUCCUAUAAGCAAUGAAAAUGUUCUUAUUUAUGAGCUUAUUCGAGAGUUUCUUGAGUUUAAUAACUGUAAAUAUACUUCAUCUGUGUUAGUAUCAGGUAAAUACCAAGAUUUUUAUUCUAUUUCACAUUUCUCAAAUACAGCCAUAGGCCCAUUAUAUGAAAAGGUUUUACAAUAGAGUUUUGAUUUUCCAAACUAUUUAGGACCAGGGGUGGUAUAGAUAACCUAUUUUUUUUAUAACUUAACACUACCAUGAAAAGAUUUCCUUAAAUAAGUAAGUGCGUAACAUACGCUAUUCUUAAUUUAUGGUUAUACACUUAUGGUAUUUUUUGGAACUGUAUUAAGCAUUCCUCAAGGGAUAUAGGGGUCAGCUGAAUGAUGUUAAAAACAUAACAUUUUAGAAAAUUGUGAUGUUUCAGUUGUACCCUUAUAAAUUCUCCAUAUAGCUAAACCUUUUUCCUAGGCUUUAAAAGUGUGUCAAUAAUAGCAUAACACUGCUUAUCUUUAUUAAUGAUAUUAAAAUUAUCUCUUACUCUGUUGUUAUUUUUUUCAUGUUCACAUUAUUAUUUCAGAGACAGGCCUUCCUAAAGUUCCUCUUGACAGAGAUUUUUUACGCAAUGAACUAAAUGUUGUUGAAGAUGCACCUUCUAGAUCAGUGUAGGUGAAUUUGCUUAUUAGCUAAAAGAUUUUUUUCUUUUUGAUAGUUUAUUUUUUAAUACUUGCACUAACCCUUACCAUCUCGCUGGACCCGUACUCCACAUCUGCCCUAACUAUUAGUAAAUUAUUUAGAAUAUAAACGUGUCUGCUUACUUUUGCAUGUUAUAAAGGGGCAAAAUGUUUCUUAGUUUUAUAUUAUAUUUAUCUAAAAUUGUUUCAAUAAAAAAAUAACAUGGUUGACUAUAUUUAUUGAAUUAUCAGCUCUUAUCUAAUUCAAAAUAUUUUGAUUGGUAAAUAUUUGUGUAAAACUAUAAUAAUCAUUAAUUUAAAAGAAACGUGAACAAAUCUAUUAGGACUGUAAACGUUUGGAUUUAUUUACCUAUUUGAAAAAUCAAAUCCCAUUUUAUUCCUUUCUUGUUUCUGUCAGUUUUUCAUCACUCUAUAUCAGUGGUUUUCAACCUGGUUGUCACGUCACCCUGUGGUGCCCCAAGGAUCUCCUAGGAGUGCCUCAAAAUAAUCAACUUUGAGCUGAAGUGCUGUCUAAAUAAAACAUGUAUAAUAAUUUCAUUUCAUGAUUUACAAAAUGUUCAAAUUUCUAAACAAAAAAACUCUGCACAUAACCUGAAAUUUAUAAAAAAGUAUCUGGUUUGUAGAUGAAAAUAUAAUCGCAGUCUUAAAAUGUGCAGUAUUUCCCUAAUGAUGGUCUUUGUACCGUCACUAAUCUUCGAGCCUUAAGUUGCCGGCCCACACAACAUGAACAUGUAAUGUCAAUUAAAUAGAAAAUUAAUUAAUAAGUCUAGGUCCUUGGUGCAAUUGCCAAACUUGUACACUGGUCCACCAAACUUAAAUGUGGAAACACUUAAUUAGAGGAUGCAAGUGACAAAGCAUGUAAAUCAGAAACAAAGCAGUCUUUGCUUAGAAGCCUAGAUAUUAUUUUAUAACUUAGAUGUUUCUACUCACUUUUCUUUUAAAACCAAAUUCCUUUUCUUUGCACAUUUUUUAGUCUGAUCAACUCCCUGAUUGAAAUUGAAAGCUCACAACAACCCUCACAGUCAUUGCUAUUCAUACUUACAAUUUUCACCAUCUGGCAUUUUACUCCACAAAAGAAACAAGAUUGACCAUGCAAGCCAUGUAGAUGUGCAGUUUGUGCCUCCCUAUGAGAUUGGAGCUGUUUUCCAAUUCUCUAGUUCAAUCUGGUCAUAAAUAUAGAUCCUGCCAUUCACCUCUUCAUCAAUGGAGAAUUAGCAGGAAAUGGUAACUCCAAGAUAUGCGAAUUUCCAGUUUGUACCCCUCUAUGAUGAGGGUGAAAAGUAAGCCUAUUUAUUGGGAAAAUACAGUUGUCUAUUUAAGACUGAAUGUGAAAGAGGCCAUUUACAAAAUGAUGGAGCUGAGGCUGCAUCGCUGAUGAAAAACCAUUCAUGUAUGUGAACCUUUGUGAAAAAUUAUAUGCAUGGAGGAUUGUUUUUGUUUUUUGUGUGGAUGUUUACCACAUUCUUACAGGCUUUGAAAGCAUGAUGGUGGGACCUGGAGAAGAAGUUGGCAAGCAGGUGCUAAAGAGCAGCCUUUUAAAAUUUCCUGUUGACUGGGAGGUUCUGUAAUAUGAAGUGUGUCCUUGUGCAAUGUGCAAUGACUUGAUGAGAGCAUGGUGUCGUCUGGGGGUACACAAUUAUUUGGCAGUAGCUUGGAAAGUCGGCUGUGGCCAACCAAGUAACAUGCUUUCAUUAGACCUUUGACAGUGAUAUUGUGGGGCAUCAGCUUUUAAUAUGAUACUUUUUAUAUGUAUUUUAAUAUAAUAUAUAUAGUAAAACCUCAGAUUGCAAGUAUUUCGACAGACUAGCAAAAUUUACAAAUUAAUUUGACUCUGUAUGAGCAGUCUAUUGCAUUACAUAUGCACUGUUUGUGCUGGAUAAACUCACAAUCACAACUGAGCCAAUGAGUAAUUGUCUUUACAGUCAGUGUGCCUCAUGAUCGUCAACAUCAGAACCAACGUAUACUGUUGUUAAGUAUCAUGGCUGUGUGUGUGCUGUGUUGAAGUGUAGUGAUUGUUCUUUAGUAACUGCAUAGCAACAAUUGCCCCCACAAAGAAAAAGGUUGAGAAGAAAGUCAAAAGCAAAUGUCAUUUGAUUGGUUCAUUUCUAAAGUACCGGUAGUAAGAAAAAAAAAAACUCUAGUGAACCAACAUAUGGCCAUGAUUACAUUAGUCGUCCAGCAUAACCUAUUCCUAUCAUCUGCCUUACACCAGCAACAAUUAAAUUUAAUUAAUUCAUUUUAAAAUAAAAGUAUAAAAAUGUAUUUUGUAUUUUAUGAAUCUGUGUUGUGGAGAAUCAUCUGAGUUUCCAUUAUUUCUUAUGGUGAAACUAGCUAUGAUAUAUAAUUGCUUUAAAUUACUAGCAUGUUUUCAGAAUGAAUAACGCUUACAAUCAAUAAGAAAAGGUACCAGGGUUGUUGCACGGUUAAAUAAUUUUGUUUAGGUUGCCCCAAUUUAAAAAAGGUUGAAAACCACUGAUUUAGAUUAUCCCACAUGCAUAGACUCUUUUCUGUUUGUUAAAUUUCAUCUCAAUAGGCUCAAUAGGUUCAUCUCAAUUUUGCAAGUGAAAUAAAAGAAACUGAGAUUAUAAGUAAAGGUUAUAUUUUUUCCACAGCCCACUUUUGUACAGUCUAGUAUCAAAUUUCAAAGCAGUUAAUACAGAAUGGGCCAACAGGAAAAGAAAUUUACAGACAUCAGAAAGCAUUAUGGGAACUCAAAGAUGUAUGUGUAUAUAGUGGCAGUUACUUAUAUAGGUUUCAUGAUAAAAAAGAAAUUAUGUUAAAAGUGUAAGUUAGAUCAUGUUUUAACUGGAUCGUCAGAACAGGAAACUCAAUGGCAGUCAAUUAUCAAAAACAUUUUAAAAUAAUUCUCUUAUAGUUAAUUUCUUGAAAAUUUGUUUCAAUUUCAGACAAAGAAAAUGGUGAACCAGAAGCAAUGAUUGUGAAAGGAGGAAAAUUAUAAUUUCUCUCUACAUUACUAUAUAUUAUAUUUUGUAAAAUAAUCAAACAAUAAACUAAACACAUUUUGUGUACAAAGUCUAAUUUAUUAUGCGUCUGAUUUACACUGUACAAUAAAAUUAUUUUCUAUGUCAGCAUUU
This is a messenger RNA of Lymnaea stagnalis (great pond snail), 5089 nucleotides long. The record is from the annotation of a GenBank genome assembly. Lineage: Eukaryota; Metazoa; Mollusca; Gastropoda; Lymnaeidae.